AUGUUCCUAACCGACCUGCCAACCGAAAUUGUGCUGGAGAUCUACAAAUAUCUAGCCGUCCCGGAGCUGCUCUGUCUGGCACUUACUACAAAACAAGCCCAUUCACUCUGGCUUGGACUUCUCUACGACAAGGCCAUUGAGCACGAUGAGAAUCAUGUCGGCUACCCUUUAUCUCUCUGCCUUGCGGCUCGAUCUAAACAGCUACGACCUUUCAAGGCCUUGUUAGAAAGGACUCGAACCAUUUCUUCCGAGGAUAUACCUGACAGGACUGACAAGGGCGUGCAUUUGUGUGGGAUGUAUAGCUGCCUCUGGGACGGCUUCACCUCAACCCUCCUCCAUGUUGUUGCGGAAGCUGGUGAAGCGGCCAUGCUUCGUCUGAUCCUAGACCGGGGUGCGCAUGCUACAGCUCGGGACUGUGGGGGAUGGACUCCUCUCCACUGUGCAGCGUGGAGGGGAAAUCCGAACGUGGUAGAAAUGCUGAUAGAUGCUGGCGCCUUGGAUGCCCCGAAAACCCCUCGCGAAUACGCACUGGCGAUUGCCAUUGCUCAAGGCCAUUACGAGGUUGUCAAGCUACUGCUAAAGCAUGGUGCCGACGUCUCUCUGCCUGUAUGGGGCUUAAUUCCUCUCGCAGCUGCUGCCAAACAUAAUGAAGCUGAGAUUGUAAAACUGCUUCUUGACGCCGGUGGUAGUGCACCAUGCCCAUUUGACGACAACCCCCUGGAAACGGCAUUCGAAGAGUCUCUGCAGGCCGACGGUGUCGAGGCUUUUCGCGUUCUCGUUGAAGCUGGGGCUCGCGGCCGCACUCCGAUCAUCAAGCGGAAGGCCAUGUCCUGUUUAUCCAAGCUUCGUAUACUGAUCGAAUUUGGCGCCGAUGUCGUUGGCUUGGACCCUAGCGAUGGGACCACUGUACUCCACUAUCUGAUACCUCGACCUAUGGUGAUCCAACUGUUACUUGAAACAGCACCGGAACUCACUCUCAUGCAAGACAAACGCGGUCGAACUCUCCUGGAUGCGGUAUACAUGGCCGGAUUCCGGUGUGCUGAGCAAAUUCCAAUGCUUUUAAUUGAGGCGGGUGCCGCCAAAGGCAGUGGCAGAGCUGUUGAUGAGUACGGGAACAGUGCACUUCAUAUGGCAGCUCGUUACGGACACGUAGGGGUUGUCAAGGCAUUGCUAGACGCCGACCCAGCCUUGGCCCUGUCUCGCAAUUCAAACGGUUACACGCCUCUACAUUUUGCACCAACCGACAGGCUAUUCUUUAGGGAAGAGGAUGUUCCCAUCAAACACCAAAGCCCCAUGAAAUAUAAAUACAGCACAGGAGACCGGGCCUUGGACGGUAUUUCUAUCAUCAAAGAUCUCUACGAUGCUGGCGCCGAUCUGUCUGCACAAACCGAUGAUGGUUCUAGUGCGCUCCAUAUUGCGCUCUACAACAGAAAUAACCCAGUCGCCAUCACCCUGAUUGAUUUGGGGAUUGACACUGGUCUCAUCGACUUGUUCGGCUCAACAGCUCUAGAUCUUGCAAUUCUAACAGGUUCGCUACCACUCGUGAGGCGCCUCAGCAGAACCAAAUCGGACUCGGAAACGAGGACCAUGCCACGACACUCGUCGGAAGAUCGUUGA
Messenger RNA from Uncinocarpus reesii 1704, 1617 nucleotides. RefSeq lists its product as uncharacterized. The transcript has 2 exons. Bases 1 to 1617 code for a protein of 538 amino acids. Gene Ontology annotation, molecular function: protein binding. Lineage: Eukaryota; Fungi; Ascomycota; Eurotiomycetes; Onygenales; Onygenaceae. The record is from RefSeq and is a predicted model, not a curated record.